AGCCAAUUGGCGUUUACAACUCAGCUGGCCUACCGUACCGUAGGAAACCAUCGCCAUCAAACGGUUUUUCUUAGACGCGCGCGUCGAUCCCACUCGCCAAGUUGCGUGGGCUUGCCUCCGACCUCAAAAACGCCGCUUUGAUCAUGAUCAAGCACCAGUUCAACACUCUUCGCCCAGACCAUCUUCUCUCAUCGUCGUUGUUGUUGUCCUUGCAUACACCACUAUUCCACUUGAACAUGGCGCUCAAUGCUCUUUCACCAAUGUACGAGCUUAUGUCUGCCGGGAUCACCCCGGGUGACUUGGACUUCGAGCUGGACCCCGACUCGAAGGACACGAUGCAUGAGUUCGAAGUCGCAUGGAAGAAAUUCAUGAAAGAUCAUCCCGAGUUGGUGCCCGAGGGGAAGAGAGAGAAGAAUAUCAGGAACAUGCAGAAACUAGCAAAGGAGGUGCGAAAGACUCAAAUGGAGGCAGCCAACGAGCUCCUGACGCAACUGGGGUUCUUCGAAAAGAGUAUCGGAGUCAUGGAACAAGGCUUCGAGAAGGAGUUGAAUGAAGCUAGGAACAAACAGAGAGAAACACAUGAAAACCUCCAGAGACAACGGGAUAGUAUUGCAGUCGCGGAACAUCUUCUCUCCCAGGUGCUUCCUUGCGACAACUUUUUAUCUUCGUUGGAAAGGCUAGCCGAGAAGGCAAAAGAAGAGGAUGAUAGCGCCGCUCAUGAAGCGUCAAGCGCAGACAAUGACAAAAAGGUCAAACCGUCGUUAAAGGCUUUGUAUCUGGUGGAUAGUACCAUAGGUGAUAGCCGAGAUGUGCAACUUCGGGCGUACGGAAUCGAUCAUGCCUUGUUGAAUACUCAGGUAAAGAUGCUACAGAGGGAAGCAGAGGGAUACGAAAAGCUUUUGGAAACCCAGAAGCUGAUUGGCAACUUUCUGAACGGAUUAAAUUCCAGCAAUUCCAGUGCUGCUUCCAGAUCAGUGAGCACAAAAUCGAAACAAUCCGCUUGAUUUUAGUGUGUUCUUGCGCUCGAGUGAAUGUCCCCUUGCUUGGAAACCUGCAAUGAUGAAGUGCCUAUACCUACCUUAUAUGUGAUUGUCAAUCGACGGAUGGGACAGCCAACGAAGAAAGCAUGUUUCGUCUCCAGCGUACUAUCGUUGCAUAAAACGUACUCUGUUGCUACAGAGUUCUCUAUUCAUUAGGCCUGACAGGGCAGCCAAGCCUGAAACUUUAGCGCACCUUUCGGGCUUGGGCAUGCCGUCAGGGAAGCCCCAUGAAGGGUAGCGGUACGGUAGGCUUGGGCAUGGUCGGUAACCCCAUUGGGAUGCACAUCUUCACGUGCGACGUGCCGGUACUAAUAUCUAUCUAGCAGACUUGUUUCAUUG
This is a messenger RNA of Seminavis robusta, 1379 nucleotides long. NCBI's taxonomy places the organism in Eukaryota, Bacillariophyta, Bacillariophyceae, Naviculales, Naviculaceae. The record is from the annotation of a GenBank genome assembly.